Dermacentor silvarum is the source of this 3940-nucleotide messenger RNA. Its product is annotated as endothelin-converting enzyme homolog. Gene Ontology annotation, biological process: protein processing. Gene Ontology annotation, molecular function: metalloendopeptidase activity. NCBI's taxonomy places the organism in Eukaryota, Metazoa, Arthropoda, Arachnida, Ixodida, Ixodidae. Bases 97 to 2556 code for a protein of 819 amino acids. The transcript has 7 exons. The record is from RefSeq and is a predicted model, not a curated record. Gene Ontology annotation, cellular component: plasma membrane.
UCUACGGCCUAACGGCAGCAGGCAGCCGCCCAGAUGCUGAAACACCAUCUCGCUACGAAGGGCUUCCCGUGAAGACUGCUGACAGCGGGCCUGGUCAUGAGCAUCCGUCAAGAAGACCGACGUGACAGCUUGGUCAGUCCGGUCAUCAACAGCUUCAUGUCGGCACCAGAGGCAUCGGGCUCCUGCCGGGCGCACGACGGAAGCAGCCAGGAGAGGAGCUCCAUCAGGCUGUCUGGCGACCCGCUGAUCCACAGCUACCGUCUCGCGUCAACCGACAGUCCAGCGGGACCACGUCGCUCCACGUCGAUGAGGGGGAUCGCAUGCAGAACACAGCGCGCGGUUUCCUUCGACGUCGCCGCAGCGCCGGUGGCGAUCUCUGCAACCCCCGCCGCUCCGAUGCGGAACGUCGCUACGUCGAGUGCGACAUGUGUCAGCGUCCGCGGACAACGCAUGGCCGAAUAUUGCGUGUUCAUGAUAUCGGUGUCAAGCGUGACACUAUUUAUCACGCUUUUUCAGCCCCUCGUGCUUUUCCGCUGCCUAGUGCAGUGCAAGGAGCCGCGCUGCUACAACGUAGCCACAGCCGUACACCAAUCCAUCGUACCGUCCGUGGCACCUUGCCAGGACUUCUACAAUUACUCGUGCGGGGACGGCCGCGCCCCCCGUUUCUUCGCUCGAGUCGAGCAAUCGCUGCGUACAGCGGCGAUUCGCUGGGUUUCUGCGGUCCCAGUUCCGAGAUCGGGCCAAAGCGCCGUUCAAAAGGCCGCCAUGCUGCUUCGUGGCUGCCUAAAGCUGACCAUGCAGAAGAACGAAGACAUCGACGCCAUCAGAAACGUGCUGAGCGCGGGUGGACUCACGUUUCCCAAGAUGCCCACCACGUCCAAGUACUCCGCCGUUCGGAGCAUCGUGGAGUUCAACUUGAACGCCGGCAUCGCACCAGUCUUCAGGCUGACCGCCGGCCGCAGCCUUUACUCUGGGAACGGCUACAUGCUGCACGUCACACCCAACUACGACAUCGUCUCCUUUUCAGAAUACCUCCAGCAACAUGGUCCGGGUGAAAAUUUCGACGUGUACGUCAGACGUUGCGCCGAAAUCGUCGGCGAACGUGGCAUGUCUUACGCCGCUCUUAUCAGGGCUGUGAAAAGCGUGAACCAGGCGUUUGCCGAGCUGUCCGUCACUAACCCACUCCACGUCGAACUGGAACUGAGCACGCUGUACCCGCAAGCGGGCUUCUGGCACUCACUGACCACCAUCCUGCAAAAGAAGUUGGAAUUCUUGGACGUUCCGAAGAGGACAUUCUUGAUCCUCGACGAGGGCUACUUCAAAUUUCUGGCUUCAAGAGUUUUCGAUUCCUUUGAAGGGAAAGAGACCGCUGCCUACAUUGGCCUGUACGUGGUGUGGUACCUGAGCCGCGUGGCUUCUUACACACUCGCCUACAGCUCGCCUGUGCCAAACUACACCCACGGACUGAAAGACAUGUGGCUGCGGUGCUACGCAGAUGUCCACACGCUGAUGCCCUUCGCCGUGGAGCGCUUGUACCUGCACGAAGCCGUCAACAAAAAGGACGUGGAAGAGGUGCAAAGCAUAGUCCGGGCCAUCACCCAGGCAACCAAGGACUUCGUGUCAGCUCUCCCCAGAGAAGGCAGGCCGAGCGAGACGAGGUUGAUCGACAAGAUCGGCAGGGUGCGCGUGUUCCCGUACACGUUCGCCUCGUUGCACGAGACCCGCCAGCUGAACCGUUUGUACGUACACGUGCCGGACCAAAAGGACGUCGACUUCACGUACAACUUCCUCCGCCUCUCCCGGAUCACGGCCCAGUACAUGGUGCGCCUGCUGCUCAACUUGCACGCGAACUUCACCGAGCCGUUCGUGCCUCCAUUCGAGUCGGGCGUGCCGUACAUGGCCAGCGUCUACAACAUGGUGCACCUGAGCCCGUCCAUCAUGCUGCCGCCGGCGUACACCUCCACCCAGUCACUCUCGCUGAACUACGCCGGUCUUGGGUACAACGUUGCCGAACAGGCGAGUCGUGCGACAAAUGCCACACACCGCGCGGACUACGAGAGAGUCUUCUUGGAACUCGAGGCCAAUCCUCGUCAAAGCAAACCAGUUGGCCAGCUGUUCCUGCGCAGUCCCAGCAUCUUCAAUGAGACCGGCGGCUACGAGCGAGUUUGGUCCGAUCGUUUCUUCAACUCCCUGCGAAGGAAGUACCAGUGCCUGCGAAACAUGUUUCGGGAAGUUGAAUGGAAUACCACGGAAAUACCUCGAGCCGUCUUGCGGGCAUCUGUAACAGCUGAGAUUGCCUACAAUGCGUUCAUGGAGGCGCGGCGCUCCCCGGCGCACGCAGCUCGCUUCCAGCGGGAAAGGGACCGCUUCGGCCUGCCGCCCGAGCAACUGUUCUUCGUGGGCCUCUGCAUGAACUGGCGUCAACGAACACACGAGCCGCGUGGUCUCGCCGAGCUCGUGUGUCGCUUCUCCAUGCGCUCGGUGCUCGGCUUCAACGAAGUGUUCAGCUGCCCUAACACGACGGCACUCACCGCGCUCGAGAAGUGCUCGAUCUGAGUGCACCAUUCGGCGUUUUCCUGGCAGGAAGAAAAAAAAAUUCAAACGGGGGCAUUCGAAAGAAAAGAAAAUGGCAAGGUCUUGCCACCAGUGAAGUGGGCUCUUGCUGCGGCCGAAAGAUGCAGUUUCUCUCGCGAUGAUGUUGUGCAGCGUUGUCUGGAAGCAAAAGGUAGCUUUAGCUACAAUCAGGGUACCGAAUCCGCUAAAUUGAGCGCGCGUCAUAGAAGAUAAUGCGAUUGGUCGACGGCAGCUAAGUGACGGAAGUCCUCGGUGCUCGCUUCCGCGGCGUCAUACGAGGGGGCCGCCAACCCUCUCGUGUGAGGGCGUUGUCUCGUAGGAGAAUUUCAGAGACAAGCGCCACUGCCGGAUGCUUGCAACUGCAGACCGCACCCGUUCACAUGGCAACGCAGGGCACUGAUGUGAUCAGCAGCGCAUAUAUCUCGGAGGCGACGCAGAGCACGCACCUAGGUUUUUGUCUUUCAAACCACCGUCCGUUACACAUGUGACGACCGGCUGCGAUGUCACUCGGCGACUGUGCCACCAAUGCCGGUCAAAUCUUCGCAUAACUCGUUGCGCCAUCUGUGGUGGCGUGGCUAAAAUUGCGUUAUGGCGCGAAGGUCCAAGUGUCGACGAACGACGCGUACGACUUGAGCGUCACACUUGCAUUUUGCUUUUCGAAAAUCGGAAUUUCUCUGCCCAUGUAGGGUGGCAUACGUAGAUGACGCGGCAGAAUUUUCAACAGCUAAAUUGCAACGUCUUCUACCAGUAGUGGAGAGUGCAAGUGUGCUCACUCAGAUAGAAAUACUUCGGAUUCAUGUAAUUUAAAAGUACGCCAUCAUAACAAACAAGCUCACUGAAAGUUUCUAUUUUGCCUUAGGAUAUAGUUUGUGUACGUCCAAAUCGUAACAUUUUGUCGGUAGAAUUUAGAAAGGCACACAAACGUCCAGAGCAGUCUCAUGCAGUACUCCUCAUCUAGAUCUAUAUGAAUAUUUCAUUAGUCUGAAUGUUCUCUUUAUACCGUGUCUACUGCCUGAUUUCACUUGUUACGGUUUACUCAUGGUAGAUUAACGUUUUGGUCCACACACUUUAGAAAGAAUUGCCACAUUGGCAAUGCGAUGAAGCUGCCCUUGAACCUUACGCCAACUUGACUUGUAGCCCAUAAUAUACAUGCUCCCGCGUGUUCUGGAAUGCGCGAUGCGAAGCCGAAUUCCAUUUCGGAGACGUGCAGACGCGCACCUUCGGUAUGGCAGACGCCGCAUGGUGGCUGCAGAGCAUAGUCUGUAGAACUCCACCACCAGCAUGUUGUCAAGUUACGGCAACCUCACGCAGAUGUGCCCCCCCCCCCCCCCCCUCCCCGCCUUUUGUUUCGCGCGGACGCUCUACU